Messenger RNA from Rhipicephalus microplus (southern cattle tick), 2646 nucleotides. RefSeq lists its product as uncharacterized. Lineage: Eukaryota; Metazoa; Arthropoda; Arachnida; Ixodida; Ixodidae. The record is from RefSeq and is a predicted model, not a curated record.
UCAUUAGCAUCAUCAUCUUUAUAGGUCGAAGGCUGUGUUGGUUUCGCUAUGGAAGGCGUGUGGACGAAUUUCAGUCAGGUGUUCUUGCUUUCACUGGUCACUUCAGCGCUUGUAGUUUUCCUUACAGUUGUUUUCGCCUACAGAACGUCGAAGUACGGCUGCUUUAUAAGGCGAAAGAAAACGGACGUUGAUUCUUGUGAAUUAUCUGAAGAGGAGAAGGAGAGGAUGACUGCGAAACCACAGGCAGCCAAAGCGGCCGAGUCACUAAUUGAGGCUACAAUGACUGAAGAGCAGAAGACAUUGGAAAAAGAGGCUCAGAGGAAGCAGCUAGAAGAGAUCUACCGGCUGAUGGCAGCACACAGUGACAAGUUUGGCGACACAUCUAUGGAGGACAUUGUGAAUCAAAUGACUUUGUACCGGUGAUUGGCAGCUGAGAAAAACUUUGUGCCAUCGCAUGACACAUGAAUCCACUGUUAAAAACCCAAGUUUUUUUUUCGUAAAGAAUAGCCCAUGCAUAUGUUUUAACUAGUCAUUCCCCUAGUUUCUCUAUUGUUUAUAAGUCAAACAUAAAAGCAGUUGCAUAGCAAUAUAUGCAAUCACAUUCCAUCCACUUUGAUAGCUUUCCUACCUCUGUGAACCAUGUAACCCCAUUGCACUGCCAGUCAUGUCAGCACAAAACAAUAUAAAGGAAUUUUGUGAAUAUUGUUUCUUUGGCACAAAUGACACUUAACUGACUGCAAUAUGCUGCUGAAAAACAACUCUGUGUGCAUGCCAUGUCCCAUGCACGUCCUGCUUGCAUUGUUUGUUAUUCAGCUAGUUGGAAGCCGGUUUUUACGCAUUUCGGGUUGGCCUUGGAGAUGUAGAAACCUGUCACAGCUACAACAUAUUUCAAAUACCAUUGAAGGAGUAUGCUAAUACCAAUUACAGAGUUUGAGUCAUUGCCAUUGUUUGUAAACAUACACGUGCACACUGUGGAAAAAUCAUGCCACAAUCUUGCCUACUGCAUGUAGCACAUGUUUGCACUUCCUGCAUAAUACUAUCAUACAAAGGCACAACGAGGAGUUGGUUAUCAAAGGCUGAUCUCGUACCAUUGUUAUAUUCUGUGUGCUCUCUUCAAAAGUUGAAACCUUAUAUGCCCUUGCACUGCCUAAAAUAUAUUUCUUGGCUUCUCAAAGAGAGCAGGUUCUAGUACAGCACACUGAAUUCUAUGUGAGAGCAUGAACACUAAGCUGAAAUGUGCAAACUUUAUUACAGUAAAGACAUGCAUCUUAUCUGGCACUGAGCGAGAAACUGUUUAUUGUCUUGUUUAAUAUCUUUAAGGGAAGAUGCAGGUCAAAAACGUAAGCUUUCUCCAUAAUUACAUAUAGUAUUUCGUUCUUAUUUGCUUUCACAAGUUUAGUUUCCCUACUUUCACAAUAACAAAAAACACUGAAGACAAUAAUUAAACUCGAAGUAGGUUAAAAUCACUUUUAAAUAAUAAUAUGUGGCUACUACAAAAUUGAAAAGAGCUCAUUGUUCAGAGUCGCCUGGCACGUGUCACCUAGCUGCUCGUCAUUGCAUUUCGCAUGAGGAGUUGCACAUGCCUAAAAUAACUAUGAUUGCCAAGCUCUCAUGAUGGAAAAAAUCAUUUUAAAAAACAUACCUUUGUCGUAUAGAUGAGCUUGGGCUUGUACCUUUAAAAUGUGUUUUUCUCAAGAUCCAGUUUUGGGCAACUUCUUGAGUAUAGACUUCAUGUUUUUAAUACUUACAAUAUCCAAAUCAGGAUGAACUUUUGCCCCCAUAAUGUUUAACAUUGGAAGGGUGCAAGUAUCUGCUUUAAAACUUUGUAUUGCUUGUAUACUUAUUACAACCCUAUAGUAAGCUAUUAGUAUGGGCCGAGGAUUCUAAAAGUCUUAUGCGCACUUUCUUGAUAGUUAUUUACAUUCAACAGUUAAUGUGGAGCAAUAUGAGCCAUUAAUGGCGCAGAACCAAAAGAGUUCAGUGGCAAAAAAAAUUUGUUCAAAAUGAACUAUACACAUUGGCAUAGCACAAUGCAAAAACUGUGCUACUUACUGAAAAACUAAUUACAUAUUUACAAUCAGCAAAAAAAAAAUUUCAUUGCGCUAGACUACAGAUAAAUUAAAAAAAUGCUUUCGAAACCCAUUUCCUCUUAAACUUGCCGUGCCAUUCAGCACCGUUUAUAGAGCUUCUAAAGCUGCAGCGACUUGCAGCUUUCAAGUUUCACAAAUUGUCACAACUUUCAUUAUCAUGAGAAAUGUUAUCGUUUGACAAUUCAGUGAGCAUAGCCUUGAUUUGAAAUAUUUAUUAAGCCCCAUAUUAAGGUAUUUUAGAAAACAGACAUGCUAUAUGUAUUCAGAGCAGUUAUAAUUCAUAUCAUGAGCAUUACAGUCAUAGCUGUACUACCCAAGUCUAGUACUCGUGUGCUGCAGUACCUAGUCAUUCAUUUCUGAAGUGAUAAAUAAAUAUCAGUGAUACAUGUGUGGAUUCAAAACAUGCCAGUGCACAAGUGAUAUGCACACACUUUAACUGGUAACAUCUAUCUACCCUUGUUGGCACACGCAGGCACAAAUAAAAUUUUUUUUGUGCUUUUGUGUUUUACACGAUUUUUAAAUGUGAAAAUAAAACAGUGUAGCAAUUGUUCAUUGC